Molecule: messenger RNA, 4320 nt
Organism: Argiope bruennichi
Lineage: Eukaryota; Metazoa; Arthropoda; Arachnida; Araneae; Araneidae
Product: zinc finger protein 84-like
Exons: 3
Coding region: 1233-2525 (430 amino acids)
Biological process (GO): regulation of transcription by RNA polymerase II
Molecular function (GO): DNA-binding transcription factor activity; RNA polymerase II cis-regulatory region sequence-specific DNA binding
Source: RefSeq, a predicted model, not a curated record
UCUUUUAAUAACGUGAACGACUCAUCCAUAUUUCUGUCUCUGUUUACAAUAAUUAUUUAAUACCAGUAUUUUCAAAUCGAUGCAAGCGACGAAUAAAUCUCAAUCAAUACAAUUCAGUCAUUGGCAUGUAAUAUUCAAAUAAUUGUAAAUGUGUUAAAACAAUGAACCGGAAAAAAUGCGUUGCUUCCAAACCAACAAGAGGAAAUAUAUUGGAAAUUUAAAUUCAAAAAUGUUUCGAUCAAGACAUCAUGAAAAUUAAGAUGUGUUAAAACAAUGAACCGGAAAAAAUGCGUUGCUUCCAAACCAACAAGAGAAAAUAUAUUGGAAAUUUAAAUUCAAAAAUGUUUCGAUCAAGACAUCAUGAAAAUUAAGGUAUGAAAAAAUGAAAUUAGAAGGAAUAUUUCCUGUCAGAAAACUGGCUGACCAAGAUAGAAGAUUUUCCUAGUUGAUCAAGGAAAUUAAAUAGGCAUAAUAAACGCUUUACUCAUCAGCUAAAGUUUGCUUUCCCAUCAGCUGAAUGGUACAAAAAAAAAAAAAAAAAAAAGACCUUUUUAAUUAGUAAAUACAAUGCAAAUAUCUGCUAACUCAUAUAAAUUUUCAUUCAUAAAUUUGUGGCAGAAGUAGUAGACCGUUUUGCCGGCAACUGGUCGCAGCAAAUAUACUAUGAAACACGUUUUUAAAAGACUUUAGUUAGUUUCAUGAAUAUAAAGUAACGAAGCACUACAUUAAAACAUUUUCAGAUUAAAGCAAAUUGAGAAGAAAUUUAUUCUCGUUUAUGAUAGAGAAAAUGUAUAAAAGCGAGAUAUAUAGUGGGGCGUCUUCUGUGCAGCAAUAUUUGCAGCCACAUUUACUGACGAAUUCGAACGAGAAAUCUUUCACUUGCGAUACAUGUUCUAUGCCACUUUUUGAAAUGAGCACUUUGAGGAAGCAUUUACUAACGCAUACAAGAGUGAAACCAUAUCGCUGCGAGAUGUGCAAUAACACGUUUUCUCUUAGGGGAAAUUUAAUGAAACAUUAAAUUUCCUCUAUAUAAAUACGGGAUAAAACCCAUAUGUCUGUAGUACUUGCCAUAACGCUUUUUCUCAAAAAACGGACUUAAAGAGACCUUUAAUGAUACAUACGGAAGAGACUUUAAAGAGGCAUUUAUUGACACAUAAAGGAAAACCACAUAUCCUUGCAAGAUUUGCAACAACGCGUUUUCUGAAAAGAGCGCUUUAGAGAGACAUUUGCUGAUGGAUACGCAAGAGAGACCGUAUCGUUGCGAGAUUUGCAAUCAAUCAUUUUCUCUGAAAGGAAAUUUAAACAAACAUUUGCUAAUACAUACGGGAGAGAAACCAUAUGCAUGUAGUAUUUGCAAUAAAGCGUUUUCUCAGAAGGGUCAUUUAGAGACACAUUUACUAUCACAUACGGGAGAGAAACCGUAUGUUUGUCAUAUAUGCAAUAACACGUAUUCUCGAAUGGACUACUUAAAGGGACAUUUACUGACACAUACGAGAGAGAAACCGUUUUCUUGCGAGACUUGCAAUAUCGCGUUUUCUCGGAGAGGGCAUUUAAAGCAACAUUUACUAAUACAUACGAGAGAGAAACCGUUUUCUUGCGAGACUUGCAAUAUCGCGUUUUAUCGGAGAGGGCAUUUAAAGCAACAUUUACUAAUACAUACGAGAGAGAAACCGUUUUCUUGCGAGACUUGUAAUAAAGCAUUUUCUCUGAAAGAAAAUUUAAAGAAACAUUUGCUAAUACAUACGGGAGAGAAACCAUAUGCCUGUAGUACUUGCAAUAAAGCGUUUUCUCAGAAGGGUCAUUUAGAGAAACAUUUACUAUCACAUACGGGAGAGAAACCGUAUGUUUGUCAUAUAUGCAAUAACACGUAUUCUCGAAUGGACUACUUAAAGGGACAUUUACUGACACAUACGGGAGAGAAACCGUUUUCUUGCGAGACUUGCAAUAUCGCAUUUUAUCGGAGAGGACAUUUAAAGCAACAUUUACUGACACAUACGGGAGAGAAACCGUUUUCUUGCGAGACUUGUAAUAAAGCAUUUUAUCGGAGAGGACAUUUAAAGCAACAUUUACUGACACAUACGAGAGAGAAACCGUUUUCUUGCGAGACUUGUAAUAAAGCAUUUUCUCUGAAAGAAAAGUUAAAGAAACAUUUGCUAAUACAUACGGGAGAGAAACCAUAUGCCUGUAGUGUUUGCAAUAAAGCGUUCUCUCAUAAGGGUCAUUUAGAGACACAUUUACUAUCACAUACGGGAGAGAAACCGUAUGUUUGUCAUAUAUGCAAUAACACGUAUUCUCGAAUGAACUGCUUAAAGAGUCAUUUAGUGAUACAUACGAAAGAGAAACCGUAUACUUGCCAGAUUUGCAAUAACACGUUUGCUCGCAGAGGAAGUUUAAUGAAACAUUUACUAACACAUACUGGAGAGAAACCGUAUCUUUGUGAUUUAUGCAAUAAUGCGUAUUCUCAAAAGAGCCACUUAAAGAGGCAUUUAUUGACACAUACGAAAGGAAAACCACAUGAUUUAUGAAAUAACUCAUAAUCUCGAAGGAAAGUUUAACGAAACAUUUAUUGACUCAUGCGAAAGAAAAGCCUUUUGUUUUUGAUGAGUGUUUUGCGGCAUUUUCUGAUCGAGACAAUUUAAACAGAAAUUUGUUGCCACAUACGGACGGGAAAUCGAAUGCCCGCGAUAAGUUUGAAAGGCUUUUUCGGAUCACACUUCUUUAAUGAAAGAUUUACUACAGAAUGCAAGAAACAAUAGAUAGACUUUAAAUUGGUUCCAGCAUUGUUUUUUUUUUUUAGAGGUUUUACUCAAGCAAGUAUUAAGUAUAAUUUUUUCAAAUCUCUAAAAUAACUUGGACUGAUUUUUUGUUUGUUUGUUUGUUUACGUGGAAGAGAAAAGUCGUACAUGAACCUGCAUAAUUUUUAAAAACAGUUGGUGCUAAAGUAAAAAAAUCAUGUUUUUACGAUAUAUGUAAUAGAUAAUGAGUUUAACAUGUGUGCACUUGUGACUUGCUUAUUAAAACAUUUUCUUAAAAAAAACCUGUUUAAAGGAACGUUUUUCGAUUGAUACGAAAUAGUAGCCAUAAAAAUGUGACUUGUAUUAAAGCAUUUUCUGUGAAAAGAAAAGAAAUUGCAUGUAAGGAAGAGGAAUUGUAAGAUUUUUUUUCCCUCUGUUUUCUGAAGAAGGAUUUGAAGAGUGCAUUUUUGUGCAAUCCUGUCAGAAGAAGUUACGUAUUUGUGAAUUAUACAGUAAAAUAAUAUGACUUUCCUCUACAGGACAUUUCAGUACCAGUCAUAAAAAUAUCAGUCAAUGUUCUUUUGAAAUCAGGUUGUGUCAAUGACAAGAAUUACUUCAGGAGGUGACAGCAUAUUAAAUGUUAUCUACAAGAGUGUGAUUUCACGAAAUUUGAUAUUGUUAUUACAUUUUUGGGUAUUUAAUGACAUUUCUUUUAAUACAAUCUCAAUAAUUUCCACAUUGUGUUUUAUGAGGGAUGAAUUGUAUUUUCAAUAAAUUUAUAGAAAAAUGUAUGAAAAAAAAAAGUCAAGAAUGAAUAUUUUAUCAUAAAAUAUUAUACCUAUAUUGAAGCAAUAAUCAUAUCUUCUGUAUUUUUUAUAAUUAAUAUCUCUAACAAUUUGUUAUUUUAUUAAAAUAAAGCAAUUUUUAUUAAUCCGGAUCUUCUGAGAUUCGCCAUAUUUCUUCUUGUCUCAUUUGUUUAAUUCAUUACCUUCGAACACAAAAAUAAAUGGUAUUUUAUUAUGGUCACUUAAAAAAAUAGACAUUUUUGUGUCUUAAACUUGAAGUAAAAUUCAGUAAGGUUAUUGGUGUUGAAAUAACUGGUAAAGAUGAUAAUUCCUGAAGUGACAUUUUUUUACUUUUGUCAGGUGGCGUGUUAUAUCAACUUCAAAACUACUCUUUUCGGUAUAAAUUAUUAUUAAUUUCUUUUUCUAAUUUUUCAAUUAAGGUAUAUGUUUUUUUUUUUUUUUUUUUUGGAUAAUCAAUCUUUAUUAAGAUUUUUUGUUCAGUGGGCUACGACAUAUUUGAACAGUCUUCAGUAAAUCAACUUAAACAUCCAUGUUAACUGACCUGAAUAUACUUUCGGCGAUUGAUAUUUCUCAUGAGUAUCCUUUAUAUUCUUUCCAUAUACUUAUUGUCAAAAAUUACAUUAUCAUUUCAGAAUCAAGAUACUAUUGUGUUACAAAAUUGCCGAAAUUUAUAACUACACUGCGAAAGAAAAAGAACGCAUGGAAAAUAUUCUAAAAUAAAAAUCGAUAUUUUGCAAAUGUAACUAAAUAUAAACGAACAUUAUAUAUUAGGAAAUUGU